Messenger RNA from Suillus paluster, 900 nucleotides. RefSeq lists its product as uncharacterized. The coding region runs from base 1 to 900 and encodes 299 amino acids. The record is from RefSeq and is a predicted model, not a curated record. The transcript has 9 exons. NCBI's taxonomy places the organism in Eukaryota, Fungi, Basidiomycota, Agaricomycetes, Boletales, Suillaceae.
AUGACAACAGGCUUAUUGGCCAGAGCAGCACUGAUAACAUGUAUUUAUGAGUGCAGGGUAAAGCAGCAUUUCAAUGCCAAACUGUGGCAACUGGAUAUCAGGAAUGUCGAUAACGACCUGAUCGUGCCUCAGGAAUGGUACUCUAGUCUCAAACGUGGAACGCUGGUCAUGAUCAGAGCCACUUUGCACGCUUUUAAUUGGAAGGAGCGCCGGAAGUACUUCACUCAUGAAUGCUACUCAGGAAUCUUCGAGCUUCGAAUGAAAAUGGCGCAGACAUCCCACAAUGCUAGGGACGACACAUUAAAAAUAAAGCUUUUCAAUACGGCCAGUCUUGAUGAGGGUCCUAGAGGUGCAGUCCCCGAUGAGGAAGCUCAACAACUCGUGAAGAACCUCCUUCGAACUCUGAUGGAUCAAGACGGCAUUCAUUUUGUCAUGUACUGCGUGCGGGGAUCUCACCUCGCGGAGUGCUGCAACCAAUCAUACAAUGCUAUCUGCAACCUCAUCAAGCAGUCAAUUGACCAGGAUAACUAUGUAGUAAAGCUAUGUACCAAGGAUAUCAUUUGCGGAGCGGAGGAUGAAUGGAGCGGAGGGGGUUGGAAAGCGGAGCGGAUAUUGAUAUUAGGGUGGUCGGAUCAGGUAUAUGACAGGAGCAGGCAAAAGCUCACUUAUCAACCUCAUGGUGUGAAUAUGGCGGUCACACUUUCAUUCCCAGUUCUAGCUGCUACACUAGCAUUCUUCACAUUUACCCUAAAAACACACAACUUCAACAUUGCUGCCAUAUUCAUCUCACUGAGUCUGUUCCAGGACAUUGGAGCACAAAGAACUGCGCCCCUUUUCAACGUUUUUAUAACACAUAGCUCCACUUACGCCCCUUUCGUCCAUUUCAAAAUCAAACCAUGA